AUGUAUGUUAGUCAACGGAAACGCAGACGCGUCGACGCCGAUCCGAGUGACUUGGAUAUGGACCUUUCUAUGAACCAAGUACCAUCAUUGGUAGUAUCAGAAGAAGAGGUCUCAGAACACCAUCUCCGAACAGCUCUACGACAUCAAGAAUCGCAGAUCCGAAAUGAUCUGACAAACGUACCAGACAACCAGCAGCAGAAUCGGAAAAAUCGGCCAAGACUGAGCUUGCGACUCUCCGAUGUAUUCAAUUUAUCAAACCAUUUUGUUGCUGGCAACGAUUACGCUGCCACCCAUGAUGCCCGUGAAAUGAAUACUUACAUGAGCACCAUCGAUGUUCAGCACUAUGUUGACCUCUUCUUUGAUUAUGUCCACCCCCGUUGGCCAUUUCUGUAUCGAGAAGGCUUCAGGGCAGAAUCAGAGCAACCCAUUUUGGUUCUUGCCGUGGCUAUGUUUGGAAUGUGGAUUACAGAGGAGGCGCAGUUGAUGAAGCUUGCUUGGAUCAUACGUGCUCGAUUACGAGUUAUAUUCGAGACGCAGAUGGAAAAUUGGGCAGUGCACGAUACCGACAGCACGAGGACAAGUCGCUGGCCCAUAGUCACUUACCAGGCGAUUCUUCUCUUUAUAAUCUUCUCCAUGACAGCGCAUGAUGGCGCGAAUGAAUUUGAUCAUGACAACGACAAUGACGACGAAAACGAAACCGACAUACACCGUAUCCAUUCCAUCUUCACCCAUCUCGCGCGCACCUGCCGUGCCCAGGGCGUGCUACACUACCCAGCCAUGCUGGCGCAAAUCAGCAUCGACGACCCGAUAGUCUUCAAAUUCACCAACGUCGAAGAAUUCAAAUGUUUCGCACUGACGCUAUUCAAAGUCGACCACUUGCUAUCGCCGCUGAUUCUGCUCGACUCACAACGGCCAGGACAAGAGGAACAACAGCAAGAAAGAAAUAAUAAUAGACUAUCUAUCUCAGACCUCCAAUUCCCGCUCCCGGAUUCAGGCUACUUGCACGAAUCCCCUUCUAUCCGUGAGUUUCUGCGCAGACGCGAAAGACAGGCUCGCGAUCCUUCCGUUUCGUCGACUAGGAAGAGCGCGAUUGUGGCCGAUGAUAGGAAGGCGAUGAUGGAUCGCAAGAAGAAUCCGUGGAUAUGUGAUAUCUUGGGCUGUGCUCUUACCACGGCGGAAGUUGACAAUGUCGAGCAGCGAAAACAAAAGCAGAAGGCUUGGUUAAGGCUUGGCCCUUGGUUGGGAUAUAUAGGAGGUUUGGAUCCUGGGUUUGGAUCCGGUUUUACGUGA
Messenger RNA from Talaromyces atroroseus, 1290 nucleotides. RefSeq lists its product as hypothetical. Gene Ontology annotation, biological process: DNA-templated transcription; regulation of transcription by RNA polymerase II. The record is from RefSeq and is a predicted model, not a curated record. The transcript has 3 exons. NCBI's taxonomy places the organism in Eukaryota, Fungi, Ascomycota, Eurotiomycetes, Eurotiales, Trichocomaceae. Gene Ontology annotation, cellular component: chromatin. Gene Ontology annotation, molecular function: zinc ion binding; DNA-binding transcription factor activity, RNA polymerase II-specific; RNA polymerase II cis-regulatory region sequence-specific DNA binding. Bases 1 to 1290 code for a protein of 429 amino acids.